Molecule: messenger RNA, 1609 nt
Organism: Fragaria vesca subsp. vesca
Lineage: Eukaryota; Viridiplantae; Streptophyta; Magnoliopsida; Rosales; Rosaceae
Product: probable WRKY transcription factor 70-like
Exons: 3
Coding region: 716-1609 (297 amino acids)
Biological process (GO): regulation of DNA-templated transcription
Molecular function (GO): sequence-specific DNA binding; DNA-binding transcription factor activity
Source: RefSeq, a predicted model, not a curated record
UGAGAAUCCUCCGCCCAAACAAGUUCAUGUUUCGAAGAAAGCUAGCAAGGGUUUCAAGACAUGAGGUAAGGCCAAACAUGAGGUAAUGUAACGGAGGUCCUUCAGAAACAAGGUGAUGUAUGAUAUGGAUGUAGUGCUGAUGUGUACGUACGUAGAAUUGAAUAUAAUCUUGUACGUACCGUCGGAAAGUAUGUCAUGGAUGACCUCUAAAAGCCUAGUUAUUAUUGUCUGAUCACACGGCGAUAAGCUGCAUCAGAAUUUUACAAGUUAUACAUAAUAUUUAAAAACCUUAGAUUCCAAGCUUCCAGAGGGGCGGCUGGACCCAAAAGAACAAGACAUGGUUAAAAAUUAUAAAUCCCCACAAAUCCAGAACUGAUCUUUGUUAUUGGUUUGGAAAUCCACAAUAAUUUAAUUUUCUUCUUUCUUUAGGUUUGGGAAUGCUUUGGUUGUUGACACCGAGUAAAGGGGCGCCCCUCUCCAAGUAAACCCUAAUCAGCGCGUGAUGAUUAGCAAAAGCAGAUGUCAUUCACCAUUGCUGUGAUGCCAUCAAAGAUGACCAUGACCUAGCCUUCUGGUCCUCAUUACACUCUUUCUUGCGUUGCACUAAAAGAUGAUGACCUGUACGUCUUCCUCGUCUGAUAUAAAAGGGUAUCUGACAGACUAAAGAGUCUUCACAUAUCACACCUAAAACAUAAAUUAAGCUAAUCAUAUAUACAUGGAGUGUACUUGGCCAGCUUCACGGAAACUUCAGGAAAAGGUAAAGGAAGAGCUGCUCCGAGGGCAUGAACUUGCGAAUCAGCUUCGCUUGGUAGUCGGUAAUGGUGAUGGUGGAUUAUUGGCCAAAGGUUUUGUUAAGAAGAUCGGGUGCUCGUUCACGAGUUGCCUUUCCCUCUUAACUGGGAAUCAUGAGUCUAAGGGGGAGUAUAUUCAAGUCAGUACAGGUCGUAGUACUUUUGCUCUUCCUACUAUAGUAGAAUCAUCAUCCAGCUGGGAUGCUCUCAAGACGAUCAAGAGUAGGGAAACGUUUACGGAUAGUGGUAGUUCUUCCAAGAAAAGGAAAACUUCACACUCAUGGAGUAGAGACGCUCCUGAUUUCAUUGAUGAUGGUCAUGCAUGGAGAAAGUACGGACAGAAACAGAUCCUUAAUGCCAGGCACCCAAGGAGCUACUUCAGGUGCAGUCAUAAGUAUGAACAAGGUUGCAAGGCGACCAAGCAGGUGCAGAAAGUUGAAGAUGAUCCGUCGUUGUUUCGGACUACAUAUUUCGGAAAUCACACAUGCAAUCAUAGCUUACUCAAAUCUCCUGAACUCAUCCUUGAUAACGUAAUCGGUGGUAGUCCCAUAGAAGAGUCUAAUUCCAUGUUUACGAUCACAUUUGAGAACAACAACUUACCUUACGAACUAGAACACCCCUUUUUCUCAUCCAACACAUCAAUCGAAAGAGAGAUCAUUAAAUCUAAUCAUGUGGUGAGCAGCCAUUCAUCAUCACUAUCUUUUGAUUAUCUUGUGCAACGAGAUCAACCGAUGCUGUUCGAGUCAUCUGAGCCGGCCAGCAGCAGGUUGCCAGCAAUGAUGGAAUACUUUGCGCAAGAAAUUUUGCCAAUGCUUUGA